AUGCCCAUCCAGAAUCACAUCACCAUCAUGCCCAUCCAGAAUCUCAUCACCAUCAUGCCCAUCCAGAAUCUCAUCACCAUCAUGCCCAUUCAGAAUAUCAUCACCACCAUGCCCAUCCAGAUUCGCAUCACCAUCAUGCCCAUCCAGAAUCGCAUCACCAUCAUGCCCAUCGAGAUUUCCAACACCACCAUGCCCAUCCAGAAUCUCACCACCAUCAAGCUCAUCAAGAAUCCCAACAUCAUCAUGCCCAUUCAGAAUCGCAUCACCAUCACGCUCAUCCAGAAUCUCAUCAUCAUCACUCCCACCCAGAAUCACAUCACCAUCAUGCACAUCCAGAUUGUCAUCAUCAUCACUCCCAUCCAGAAUCAAUCACAUCACCAUCACGGCCAUCCAGAAUCACAUCACCAUCAUACCCAUCCAGAAUCUCAUCAUCAUCACUCCCAUCCAGAAUCUCAUCAUCAUCACUCCCAUUCAGAAUCACAUAACCAUCACUCCCAUUCAGAAUCUCAUCACAGGCACACCCAACCAGAAUCUCAACACAGUCACACCCAUUCAGAAUCUCAUCACCAUCAUGCCCAUCCAGAAUCUCAACAAUGUCAUGUCCAUUCAGAAUCCCAUCACCAUCAUGCCCAUCCAGAAUCUCAUCACCAUCAUUCCCUUUCAGAAUCUCAUCACCAUCACGCUCAUUCAGAAUCUCAUCACCAUCAUGCCCAACCAAAAUCCCUUCACCAUCAUGCCCAUUCAGAAUCCAAUAAUAAUCAUGCCCAUUCAGAAUCCAAUAGCCAUCACCAUUCAGAAUCCCAUAACCAUCCUGCCCAUCCAGAAUCUCAACACCGUCAUUCUCAAUCAGAAUCACAACAUCAUCAUGCCCAGCCAGAAUCACAACACCAUCAAGUACAUUCAGAUUCUCAACACCAUUCAUCAUCACAUCACCAUCAUUCAUCAUCACAUCAACACCAUGAAGCUCAUCGUAGCCCAUCACCACACCAUAACUCUCUUCUUUCAGAUUCCCAACAUCGCUCCCCUUCUCCAUCACAUUACCAUCAUGAAUCUUAUCACAGUCCAACACAUUCUUCUAAACCAGGAACUCACCAUAAUCCAGAAGCUCACCGCUAUCCUUCUAAUGCAGAAUCACAUCACCAUCAUCAUCCUCCUUUGCCACCACAUCACCACCAUGGAAGUCACCACACUUCAUCUUCACACCAUCAUUCCAACCAUUCAGAAACUUCCCACCACCAUUCCAAUUUAAAAUCUCAUCAAUAUUCUCCUCCUCCUGCUCUCCACCACCAUGGGGAACACCAUAGUAGUGCAUCUAAUCUUUCCACUGACUCAGAAACACACCAUCAAUUUUCUGUGAAAUCUCAACAGCAUCAUUCUGACUAUGAGUCCUCUCAUCCCAAGUCUCACCAGCACCAUCACCAUCAUCAUUCCUAUCCUAAUCACUCAUUCAACCCUGAUAAUUCCCAUCACACCUCAGUUUCAGAACCAGAGCACCACAAUUUCCAUGAUCAUUCACACUCUGAAACUCACCAAUACUCUCAUUCACAUGAUGCAUCCUCUACAGCUGAACACCAUUAUCAUUCUUCUCACACUGAGGCUCACCACAGUCCUCAUCCACAUCACUUGUCUGACAGUCAUCCAAAAAGUCCUGUACACUCUAAUUCACCCCAUCAUUAUGAAAAUCCUCCUAACUCAUAUUCAGAGUCCCAAAAUUACAGCACAACACAUUCUAAAGGACAACUUUCUAAUUUGGAAUUCCACCACAGUGACCACAAUUCUAUAGAACCUCAUCCUAACCAUUUCCACUCAGGAAUUCAUGAUAAUUCCCCUGUUGAAUCAGAUCAUUACCAUAAGCACAAGUCUGAAGAUUCCCACAAUUUUGCUCAUUCAAAUAUCCAUCACCAUUCCAAUCCAGAGACUAAUCAUCCUCAACAUCAUGAGCAUUCUGAAUCUCAUCAUCAUUCCCAACCAGAAUCCCACCAUCAUCAUUCCCAAGAUCACCAUUAUCACCAUGACCACCCAGAAUCACAAAAUCAGCAUUCCCAAAUUGGACAUCACCACUUUCAUUCUGAAUCAAACCAUUAUCAAUCCCACUUCAAAGAGGAUGAUCACACUAGCCAUCUUCGCCACUCUCCAGUUGGUCAACGGUCUACAUCACCACUUUCUAACAAGUCAGAUUCAUCUGCUAGCUCCACUAUACAGGACGAUCAAUCCACCGUGAGCUACCAAGAGUCAUCCUCAUUCCCAAAGGAAAAGGAUUCAGAAUUGGAAAGGUUAAUGAUGUUACAGGAGCAGAAUGAGGCUCUACACCACAGUUUGCUGAAGACCACUCUGCGAAUGGAAUGUAUGGGAGCUGAGUUCAAAACGGGUCACCAGCUCCUUGAAUCUGAGUUACAAAGAACUCGAAUAGAGCUUAGCAGUUUACUGGAGCGCUUCACAAGACUUCAAGACAACUACUCCUGCACAAAACAAACCAACCACCUUCUGGAGAAAAAACUGCAUUGUGUGGCUCAAAGUAUGGAUGGAGAGCGAGAGCUACUGAAUGAGCGGAUCUCAGAGCUCACAGACCAACUGUCUGCAGCAAAGACAACCAUCCAAAGUCUAGAGACCAUUAAUGUGACAUCAAUGCUACAGGAUGCCCUGGUAAAACAUUUGAAGUCUGAUGAUUCUAUCACUCCACUUCCAGUCGCACCACCUCCAGCUCAGUUCAUGGAUAGUAAUCAUUAUGACAAAGUCUCCAUGCAUGCCGAUGACCAAUCGCUGGGAACCCUCCCAGAGGAGGAGGAAUCUGAUUGGUCAGAAAUGGGAGAGGAGGCACAAAACUGCAUCCCAAGAGGUUCACAUGGAAGUCAUGAAAAUGCAACAUAUUUCCAAUGGCAGCAAAGCCAAGGAGGUUGGGAGGGGGUGAACCAAUAUUCGAAGGGAAUCAUAGAUACAGAGAGCGAAUCUGGGGGUGAGGAAAGCAAAUGUCAUCAAGCUCACCAUGGCCUACAGAUACCGCAUCUCAAGUUCACUGUUCACCCUGAAACCCUACCGAUUCCUAUUGAAGAUGUCAGCCUGGCUCGCUUUAAGCAGAGUCCUGAUGGACCAGUAUGCGAUGGCUACCAGAUCACAGAGGUACGUAACUUGGGAUCUCCCAUUCGUGUGCUCUCCGCUAGCCUGGAAGAGAUCCAUUCCAUUGGGCUUCUGAAGCAGCAGCAGGAUCAUCACAGCCAUCUGAGGAGCAAUAAAUCCAUGAUGGACCUCCAUCAAUCACAAGCCGGCACCAGACAAGUGUCAUACGCGGAUGAGAUUGUAUGUAAUUGGAGAGAAGCAAACAGCCAUGCUGCUGGAGAGGAUAGAAAUGGGUUGGUUGGUCUGGAGUCUGCUCAAAAAAUGCUCAACCACUUUAUUCAUGAUGGGGAAAGUACACACUUGUGAUUAAAAGGACAUUUUAGAAUGUUUACUAUAUGUUGAUUAUUAUUAAAUAUUAGUGGUGGUAAAUAUUUUAGGUUACUGUAUAUAAAAUAGUAUAUCUUAAAAUCGUGCUCAUAGUUAAUGUAGCAGUUUAAUGCUGGUUGAUAUUUAUUAAGAAAAAAAAUAGAUUUGAAAAAGAAGCAUUAGCAAUGGUAUAUGCCAAGAUAGUUUAACUUGGCUUUCAGCCUUGCUUCCCAGCAAACAGAGGCUCCAAUAAAUAUGAGGAUCAGCUGUACGCUCACAAUUUAGGACUUCUUGUGCUCUGUUCACGUUCUAAUUAAUUCCCAGUGGAUAAAAUGAAGCCCCUAUCUUUUCCCUUGUA
Messenger RNA from Puntigrus tetrazona (Sumatra barb), 3778 nucleotides. RefSeq names its product filaggrin-2. The record is from RefSeq and is a predicted model, not a curated record. The transcript has 7 exons. The coding region runs from base 1 to 3420 and encodes 1139 amino acids. Lineage: Eukaryota; Metazoa; Chordata; Actinopteri; Cypriniformes; Cyprinidae.